Molecule: messenger RNA, 2902 nt
Organism: Ananas comosus (pineapple)
Lineage: Eukaryota; Viridiplantae; Streptophyta; Magnoliopsida; Poales; Bromeliaceae
Product: plant intracellular Ras-group-related LRR protein 4-like
Exons: 4
Coding region: 599-2248 (549 amino acids)
Molecular function (GO): protein binding
Source: RefSeq, a predicted model, not a curated record
CUCUCUCUCUCUCUCUCUCUCUCUCUCUCUCUCUCCUUCUUAGUUGCUUGAGAACACUCCUCAAUUGGCCUCUUCGUUUGGGAUUUUCGCAAUUCGUGGGAGAUUGAUGCGAAAAGUUGGAUCUUUUUGUCCAAUUAUGUGCGUGUUGUUUUGAUGGUAAAUUUGGGACCUUGUGGAUUUCGCUCCCUCUCUUCGCUUUUUGCUUCUUAUUUCUUCUCCCUUUUUGUAGAAAAAAGCGAGAAUUUUAGGUAGAAUUCAUGGAUUUCCCCUGAGACGCUUCUGGGUUUGUCGCAUUCGUAUUCCUAACCGUUGUGUUCGCUUCUUUGUUAAAAAAUUUUGGCUCAAAGAUUCGAGAUUUUUUUUUUCUUUUUUCUAUGGAGGAGACGAUGCGUUGUGUUCCCAUCCUCCUUUCCUCCUCCUCCUCCUUAUCCGAAGAUCCUUCGAGAAAAGCAGCGUUGCAGCUCGUGACAUUUAGUUGGGAAGCUGUUUUCUGAUGUGGGUUUCUCUUCUCCAGAAUCCGUGAGCUUCGAGCUUUUCCUUUUCCUCGUCCCUUUUUCUUCUUCUCUACUUGUGCUCCAUUAUUUCCCGAUUGCGAGAAAUGGGUCCUCUUCUCCGCUCCGUCGACGCCGUGGUGGAGGAGAUCAUGCGGCUCCACCGCUCCCUCCCGCCGCGGCCCACCAUCGAAGAGAUCGAAGCCGCCGCUUCGUUGGUGCGCCAUGUGGACAAGGAGGAGGCGGCCCGGGUUGAAUCGCUUUCGAGACAGAGCAAAGGCCCCGGGAUCCCCGACGAGCUCUUCUUUGUGCUCUUGGAGAUGCAGAAGAAUCUCGUCUACUUCAACAGCAGAGAGCAGAAGAGGGAGGCGCUUAAAUUGCUCGAUCUCGAGAACAUCCACGUCCUGUUCGACGAAAUGAUUCAGAGAGCAUCCAAUUGUCUUCCUUCCAGUUCUAGUAAUGUGGCCGUCACGGCGGCGGCGGCUGGAGUGAAGAGUGAUGUGGGUUCUUCCAGUACUGUUUCGCCUGUUUUUCAUACUGAGAAAGAGGUCGCGAGGAGCUCCGAUCGUGUUGCGAGGGAUGAUAGCUAUGUGAAGAAGGCGAAGUCCGUAAUGUGUGCAGAUGGCAUCGCUAGCGAGUCCCAUGCUUCGCAUGGGAUCUCGUCGAUGAAUUCUACAAUCCGAACAGAUGCUACUUCUGGAGAAGAUCGCGAGAAGCUGAGCCUUAUCAAGCUAGCUAGCUUGAUCGAGGUCUCUGCGAAGAAAGGCACGAGGGAUCUCAACCUUCAGAACAAGCUGAUGGACCAAAUCGACUGGUUGCCCGACUCACUAGGGAAGCUUUCUAAUCUUAUCUCUCUUGAUCUAUCGGAAAAUAGGAUUGUUGUUCUACCAACCACUAUCGGUUCUCUUUCCUCUUUAACCAAACUGGACCUUCACUCGAAUCGGAUUGUUCAACUCCCUGAUACUAUAGGAGAUCUUCAUAACUUGCUUUAUUUGGAUCUGAGGGGGAAUCAGUUAUCUUUAUUGCCUUCCACAUUUGGAAAAUUAGUCCAGCUCGAAGAAGUUGACCUGAGCUCAAACCAGCUCCUCUCACUUCCUGAUUCUAUUGGGAAUCUUAUUCGAUUGAAGAAGCUAAACAUUGAAACAAAUGAUAUUGAGGAACUCCCGCAUACUAUUGGCCAUUGUGCUUCUCUAGUUGAGCUUCGAGCCGAUUAUAAUCGCUUGAAAGCCCUUCCAGAAGCUAUUGGAAAGCUCGAAUCUCUCGAGAUUUUAUCUGUUCGAUACAACAAUAUCAAAGGGCUUCCAACAACGAUGGCUUCUCUGCCAAAAUUAAAGGAGAUUGAUGUGAGCUUUAAUGAACUUGAAUCGGUGCCUGAGAGCUUAUGCCUCGUCACCACACUAGUCAAGCUAAAUUUGGGGAAUAAUUUCGCCGAUUUGCAAUCUCUUCCGCGCUCGAUAGGCAAUCUCGAGAUGCUAGAAGAGUUGGAUAUAAGCAACAAUCAGAUUAGGGUUCUUCCAGACUCUUUUCGAAUGUUAUUGAGGCUCCGCAUUCUUCGUGCAGAAGAGAACCCUUUGGAGGUACCACCAAGACAUAUAGCUGAAAUGGGUGCUCAGGCUGUUGUUCAGUACAUGACUGAACUCGUUGCUAAGAGAGAUACCAAGUUACAGCCAAUAAAGUCUAAGAAGAGUUGGGCUCAGUUUUGCUUUUUCUCAAGGCCUAACAAGAGAAAGCAUGACCGAUUGGAUAACAUAACCUGAUUUAUGCUUGCAAAAUUCAUCAGGAACCCUGUUUUGCAGGAUACCCAUCCUUAAAAGUCCUCCUUUUUAGUUGAAAACCUCCUUAUCCCUGUGAAGAAUGCUAGAGGAGGACAAAGCUUUGCAGAUUUUACAGAGGCGUAUGUUUAAAUAGAUGAUUUUGCCAGUGUAUGUAUGCAAAAUCCUGCUAUUAGUUUUGGCAUUAGUGAUCUUUUUCUUUCUGUGAGCUUCGCUUCUGUUCACAGUGUUAGGUUCAAACUAAAUUGCAGGUGACGUUGAUCGACGGCAUGAUCAAGAAGCAUAACUACUAUUGAGACUAAUGUAAAGCUGAUCACCAGCGUGGUGAUUCUAAUUUUUCCUUGAUGUUGUGUGUAAACUAAUCCAAAUCUCCGCUCCAGGCUACCGAGGCCUGUUUGUUCAUUGCAUCUCUGGUAUAUUUGAACUUGUUUGAGGUGUACCAUUAACUUCUCCGGCAAUUAACAACCGAAAAAUUGGAAACCAUUUAUUUCAUUCAUUGCACCGUCUUUCAGUUGAUUUUCUUUGUAACAUAAUAAUUUUAGCAAUUCCAGGAACUAUUAUUAUGGUCAUUACCAUGCACUUUUGUCAGUGAAUGUAGUUAAUGUGAUUUUUCUAUUUACGUUUUAAAUUGUAGUCGAA